Mugil cephalus (flathead mullet) is the source of this 4588-nucleotide messenger RNA. RefSeq names its product zinc finger protein 518A. Bases 360 to 3248 code for a protein of 962 amino acids. The transcript has 5 exons. The record is from RefSeq and is a predicted model, not a curated record. NCBI's taxonomy places the organism in Eukaryota, Metazoa, Chordata, Actinopteri, Mugiliformes, Mugilidae.
CUGCUUGCACGGCAGCCCUUAUUUGCGUGCAAUCAUUUUUCUGUUACUGUUACAGCUGACAAUGGCAUUCAUGAAUAUUUGAGUUGCAUCUGUAAACCGCCCUGGACCCCUCAGCAAAACUGACGGAUGUAAAUUAGUUAGCUGCCACCAGGCAAUCAUCAUGUCAGUGCAGACAAACUUAAAUGUGGGAAACAGCUUUAAUUAUGUGUGGCUAUGAGUAGGCCUGGGACAUGACGGAGGCUAAAGGCUAAAGGAGCUCAGAGGCUGUAAUCCCCGGAUGAAACCAUCAUGGCGGCCACUCGCUGAGCUGUCAAGCUCUCCACAAAAGAAAAGGGUGGGAAGUUAACAAAUGGUGCAGCAUGGAUUCGGUGGAUAUUUGCGCAGCCAGCUCCGCGAGAGAUAAUAAACGGCGUGUCAACAAGAAGAAUAGAGAUUGGCACAAACGGCUCCACCUCAGGAAGACCGCCGUUCGGCCCCCAGCUAUGCAAAGCGAAGAUAAGCACGGACCAAAGAAGAUAGUCGGGGAGUGGGAGCGUAGCACAGCGUGGCCUUCAUCAAAGAAGAAGCCCCCCCGGAGGGGACAACAAAGUCAAGGCAGGACAAAUGACGGCGAAAAUACACUCAGGUUCACGUGCUCUCAAUGCAAGGACGACUUGGAAUAUGUUCCCAAAGACUUAGAGAGACAUUUCAAGGAGAAACACACGGGGAUCCCGCCGGUGUUUUCCUGUCACCUGUGUACUUUUAGUACACCUGAGUUCUCCUACCUUCAGGUUCAUCUAAUAAGCCACAAGGACACUUUUUCUAGCUGCACCAUUUGUAAGGACAACGUUCAACGUACAUGGCCUGAAUUCAGUGCGCACCUGACUAUGUGUCACUGCCCAAACGGCAAAUAUUUUUGUGAAAUGUGUCAGAAGUUCUCCACCAGUGACGUGAGAGCGUUUUUGGAGCACGUGUGUGUACAUAACUCGGACCUGGAAGGAGCGGACGAUGUCGAUGUGUCGCUGCGCAUAAUGGACAAGAAUCAGUUUGGACCCAAAACAGCGGCUCAAAGUUUACGUUGUCAACACUGUGGCUAUGAAGCGUCUCAUAAGUGGUUGAUUACUAAGCACAUAAAAGCUGUCCAUGUUUGCCAGAAUGGGAACCAGAGCCGGAGGAGGAAGAAGGUUCAUUCCAUAGCAAUGAAACCAAAUGACACAAUCCCUAAAAUGAAGCCCAGAUUAACAAGGAGUGCAGUGAGGGAAAUGUGCUGGCUGACAGAAGACUGCCUCUCUCUGCCAGGGAGGGAAUUCCUAGAUAAAUACUGCCAACUGUCGGAUCCACAAACAACACUAGAGGAGACUCAGCAGUUUUUGAUGAAAUCGGUCGCCGGGGAAACCGACGACCAGAAAUGGACCAAGGCUCUAAAAACUGUUUUGUCGAAUGUCCCUCAAGAUAUGAAUCUUCACCCGAAGUCAGAAAAUGGCAUCAUGUCGGACUCGUCGGAUGUCACUUUCCUCACAGUGAAGAACAAGAUAACUGUAGCUCAGAAUGGCGCCACUUAUGCGAAAAGGUUAAAAAUGAUGCCGCCGUCGGAUAAGGAACCAGUUUCUCCUGAAAGUUCUCCUGCUGCUGAUGCUCAGAGUCCGCUCGAGCAAAAUGGAUGUCAGUCCGAUUUGAUUGAUCCGAGGCCUUGCCCACAGGGCGAUGACAAUCUACUUCGUGACGUCUCUCUGUCAGUCCAGAGCGAGUCGUCUGUGUGCACACAAAUGCAAGAAAAUCGAGAGAAUCAGGAGUUAAAGACUGAUCAGGACGUAGAGGAACAUGGUAAAAAGCCGGAGGGGCCUGCUCAUGCUGACAGGCUUCAUGUGUGUGACGAUGUGAAGUUGACAAAUGAGGUUGAGGAGCUGAUGUCUGUUCGUAAAGCCCCGCCAAAAAAAAGGAGACACAAUCGACGACGGAAAAGAAAGAGCAAAUUUAAAAGAGCGGAUAAAACGUCACCGGGACUGGCCUUAAAGUUAGUGUUGAAGAAGAAUCCCGUGAAGGUGAAACAGUGGGUGUCACAGAGCUCGUUGUCCCCUUCAGGUAGUUGUGCUACAGAUUGCCAUCAUGGACUGCCAGACCCUCACACUGCAACGGAGGAGAUGGGACAGAUUCCCGAAAUUGCACAGGCAGUACACCAGCAGAAAUGUACUCGCGGUUCUAAACCCGAUCCAUCUGAAGCCAUAAGUUUAAAACCAGCCGACGAACUCGCUCCGAGUUGCGGCGCAACGCUAACGGGAUCUAAAAAUCAGACGGGAAACGCGCCCGCCGUGCACGAGAGCCUGCCGUCGGCUCGUCAAGAAAUGCACGAUGACGCAGAGAAGUCACUGCACUACUUGGGAACUGAAGUUGACAGGAGCAGAUCAGCCGAUCGGACGAGCCAGGGAAGUCUGAAGGCUGCAUCAGUGACUGAGAUGUGCCCAGAGAACAAAGAGCUUCAGACUUCACACAGUGGCACCGGCUGCCAUGCGAGUUCAGCGGUUGAUGGAGUGACUCCUUGCAGCAGCAGCGGCGGCGGCGGCAGCAACUCAUCCCCUGCCUCCCACCCUGUUAUUACGUCGCAGGGUAAGAUAAGCGUGGAAGAUUCCAGCUUUUCUCUUCCCGCAGAGCAGAGCACUGGAGGGAUGAGAGACAGGGGAGAGCCCUCAGAUCUCCCAAGCAGCAUCCAUACUUCUGCUGAUAAAGCCAUCCAACAAGGGCCCUCACCAGCAGCCGGGCAUCGGUGGUGGCCGAUCCCAAAGAACCUGGAGAGGACCCUGAAGUUAGUAGCCAUAAACCCCUAUCAGCUGGUGAAGCGUCCAGUGGGAGACCAGCCCGUCGUGGUGCUAAAUCAUCCAGAUGCAGACAUCCCCGAGGUAACCAGGAUCAUGGAGAUCGUCAACAGGAACAAAGGGGAGGUGAAGAAGGUCAUGCUCUCGCGCAAGACUCUGGCCGCCCUCUCGGCUCUGAGCGGCGAAGUCCCCGAGGCGGACGACUCAACAGGUGCCCAGGCCGAACCUGCACGGCACGCCAAAAACUGCGUACAGGAGAGAUUCACUUUGAAGCUGAAGCUCCGGAGGUUGAGUAGGAAAAAGUACGAAAUAGUGGGCGCCGUCUCGCCCGGCAGGGAUGCCCUGACGAAGUUUCGCUGCUGGUUUUGCGGCAGGGUCUUCACGAGGCAGGAAACGUGGAUGGCCCAUCGGCAGCGGCAUCUGAUGGAGUGGAAUAAGCCAAACUGUGAAAACUCUUAAACGUCGCGCACACUGGAUGAUAAAAACAAAACUCAAAAAAAAAAAAAAGUAGUCUGGAAAACCUUUGCAAUACAACAAAACAAUAAUGACAGUUUUUUUUUUUGUUUUUUUUAUAAAGUCUUAAUUGUGACUGGUUGAUUUUGAGCAGAGUCGAGUUAUUCUCAUGCUUCCUGGAGUGUUGACUUUCUCAGGGUAAUUUUAACAUUUACCUAUUGUUUCUCUCCCGGUCUGAGUAGCUCGAUUUGAAAAACCUAUUGGUAGACUAGUAAUUAUUUGGAAAGCCACGCGGAUGUGGUGUUAGUUCUUUAUGUCGUUUGUAUUUUGUCAAUGCAGUAGCUUUAUUUAAGGUGAUUUGAGUACACUGUCAUAUGGAAUCUUUUAUAGAACACUGUAAUAUGUAUAUUUGCCAUACCAUCUGUUUUAUGGAUCAGUUUAUGUACGGGUAGGCUAUGCAGUAAGGUAGCUGUCAUAUUUAUGUUUUUGGAAUGGGACACAGAGACCCUGCAAGUUACUCAGAUAUACCAAAACUGUAUAUAUAUAUAUAUAAAAAAGACAAUAAGCUGUUUUAUUCUACAUUUAUUUAUGACUUUUUAGGUUUAGCCUUUAUAUGCUUCCUUUUAUCCUUUUUUUUUUUUUUUUUGGACCUUUUGGAGAAUCAGUGUACAUUUUUCUUGUAUAAAAUCCAAAUUAUGUUCAGAUAUAGUAUUAACUGUAAGAGGUAGUAUAUUUUCAUUCAUUCAGUGGCUAUCCCUGACGAUGCAUUUGAUUUAUUUUUAAAAAAAAAAGCAAUCUUGUGUUUUGUGUCAGCGAUAAAAAAAGAAAAAAAAAAAUCAUCUGAGAUCCGGAUUUUUAAACUUCAAGAGCCCUGCAUGAUUGGCUCACGUGUUGUUCUUCCUCUGUGGGUUUCCUCUCUCUUGACUUGAAAUGAUGAUAAUCUUAUCUUUUUUUAAUUGCACUAUGGAAGGAAGAUUUCUGUAUCCCGUUACCUCACCUUAUCAGGCCUAAGCCUAUGACAAUCUCAACCAGUGUCCUACUGUGGCUUAACAUUUCCUUAUGCAGCCACGGUCCCUCAACGUUCACAGAAAGGGAACUGUGGCUCAAGUGUGUGUGCGUGCGAAUCAUCCGAUAGAUGUCUAAAUUGUGCACAAAUCCCUGUUUUCCCUUUUUUUUUUGCAAUUUAGAUACAAAGAUUUAUAAUUGUACAUAGUCCCACUAGAGGUACUGUAAAAUAUUACCUGAGAACUCUCACCAAGUGCCUAGAAGUUAUUGUUAUGCAACAAAAUGUGCAUGAGUAUGAUAGCAUUACUUGUUAAACGGAGAAUAAAUGAAAGAGCGUGUCA